UAUUUCAGUUCUAAUUAUCUGAAGAACGCUGCAGCAGCCUUAGCUCCAUGCAUCGUCCGCAUUGGUGGCACACGAGCAGAUUUUAUGACCUUUGUAGUAGGACAAGGACCAUCUACACCGCUCACAGUUGAAAAAGACAUGCAAUUUAAUAUAUACAGUGAGUAAAUAAAGAAAACUCAGGCCUUCUUCACUAAAUGUUUUCUUUAAUUUGUUGAUGUUUUCUCAACUGGAACUCCUGAUGAGUUGAUGUGCAAACUCCUAAUGCGUUGAUGUGUAAACUCCUGAUGCGUUGAUGUGUAAAUUUCUGAUGCGUUGAUGUGCAGACUCCUGAUGAGUUGAUGUGCAAACUCCUGAUACGUUGAUGGGGAGUACUAUAGGUUACAUAUUACAUAUGGAUUGUGGCAUGGGGAGUACUAUAGGUUACAUAUUACAUAUAAAUUGUGGCAUGGGGAGUACUAUAGGUUACAUACUACAUAUGGAUUGUGGCAUGGGGAGUACUAUAGGUUACAUAUAUUAUGGAUUGUGGCAUGGGAGUACUAUAGGUGUUGUGAGCGAGAGUUGGUGUGAGUGUUGGGUAGGGGGAGUCGUUAAUCGUGGGAGUGUUUUGUGAGUUGAUUAUCGGACAUACAUCUAGAACUUGACAAGUCGGAGCCCAAAUUUUCAUUAGUUUCAUGUUUAGUCUUGACAUUUUUAUCUUGACGAAAUCCUCCAAAAUCUUCAUCGUUGGUUUGGCCAGUGAUACUGAAUAUUUCAGUAUGUUGUGAGCGAGAGUUGUUGUGAGUGUUGGGUAGGGGGAGUCGUUAAUCGUGGGAGUGUUUUGUGAGUUGAUGGUCGAGAGGUCAGAGCGUGAAAGCGUGAAGUUAGUCCGUGAUGUGGGACGGUUGCGUAGGCUGAGUUGUUGGGUGGUUUUAUAAAAGGGAGGUGUGUUAGCUAGAGGUCAGUUCAGAGUUAGUAAGAGUUAGGCAGAGAAAGUCGGAGUCAGUCAGAGUCAGUGAGAGACAGGGUCAGUGUUAGGCAGUCAGAGCUAGUGAGAGAAGUCAGAGUUAGUCAAGAGUUAGUUGGUUGUUAGUCGUGAUAAGAGAGAGUGGUAGUUGGACUGAUGAAUGUUCCACGCUAUAUAUAUAUUGUCAUUAAAUAACGGUCAUCCUGUUUUAUGAAGUAUCGAAUAAAAUAUUAUAUAUUGUUACAAUUGACCUCUUGCGUUCUAUGUGAGAGAACGUCGUAGCAUUUCAAGUACUACAAGGCUGUAACAUUUGAAGUUACGACGAAGGUCGUAACAAUAGGUUACAUAUUACAUAUGGAUUGUGGCAGAAGGGAAAGAUGAUGAAAAAGUAUGACUGUUCAAUUUAUCGAACGAAAAAAUCAUUCCAAAAGUAAAGUAAAACAAAUAAUAAAUUGUUUCUAUUUUUAUAGUCAUUCGAAUAUUCAAAUAGUAACCCAAUUUCUUUAGUAAAUUUAUUUUACUUGUAAAGUCAUUUCUAUAAUAAUUGUGUACCAUUAAUAAAGUUAUUCAAAUAUUAAAAUAAUUUACUACAUUCGCAUAUGCAUUUAAGGAGUAAAGUCAUUCCGAUAGCUGAGUUAUUCCAAUGAGCAAUACUGACGACUCUAUUGAAAGACCACUUCCCAGAAAGCUUCCGACCAUUUCUGUAAUGGAAGCUCACUAUUAAUUUUAAAAAAUUAAAUUUUUGUGACUUUUCUGAUUUAAGUUACAUAAAAAGUUGCGAUAACGAUUAAUUAGCCAGACAUAAAUAUUUGAAUCGGAGAUCAAAUAAAAAUAUAUGAAUACGAUAAUUAUAGUUUUUUAUUUAAUUUUGGGAGUUUAAUCAAUAAAUUCAAUAUUAAUCCCAGGAUAAUUUUUCGACAGGUAACCAGAUGCUCAUGCUGAUUAAUUUUAUCAAAUUUGCCGGAUGGGACAUUGUGUUCAAUUUCAACCUUUUGAAACGACAAGGCAACAACUGGGACCCAACCAAUGCUAAAAUUUUUUUGGAUUUUGCUGUAGAACACAAUAUAUCAAUUGAGGGAUUUCAUAUUGGCAAUGGUAAGCACAUGUUAUGUACAGUUAUUGUUGUUGGCAAAUGAAAGCUUUGUAAUAGAAUGGCUUUAAUAAGCUAGGGGAUUGGGUGAGCGGCAAUGGGCAGGAACCCGAGUUUGGUUAGGGUUAGGGUAAGGGAUUGGGUAAACCAAAACUUGGACAGGAACCCGAGUUUGAUUAAGGUUAGGGUUAGGUUAAGGGAUUGGGUAAACCAAAACGUGGACAGGAACCCGAGUUUGGUCAGGGUUAAGGUUAGGGUAAGGGAUUGGGUAAACCAAAACUUGGGCAGGAACCAGAGUUUGGUUAGGGUUAAGGAUAGGGAUUGAGUGAGCGGAAACUUUGGCAGUUACCCACUUGUAAUUUUUAAAAACAAAAAUGCUAAUACAUAGGGGUGGGAAAAAGAUAAAAUUAAAUAAAUAAUUAUUGCAUUUAAAGCCGUUUUUGUCAAUUUUAGUUCUCAUUAAUUAUGUACGACUCAAGGGGACAGUUGUAUCUAAUAAAGUUAAGAGAGGUGUAUUCAGUGGCAUAGUAAGGUUCUAAGGUUGGGGGGGGGGGUGUCCGGUCAGGGAGGAGCUCUUCCUCAUAUGGGGGAGAGGGGAAUGUGGCAAUUUCUGUAAAUUAUGGAACUUUGUUUUCGUGGGAGGAGAUUGGCAAACGACUCAAGGGGACAGUUGUAUCUAAUAAAGUUAAGAGAGGUGUAUUCAGUGGCAUAGUAAGGUUCUAAGGUUGGGGGGGGGGGGUGUCCGGUCAGGGAGGAGCUCUUCCUCAUAUGGGGGAGAGGGGAAUGUGGCAAUUUCUGUAAAUUAUGGAACUUUGUUUUCGUGGGAGGAGAUUGGCAAAAGGCGUGCCCCGCCCUUGUCGGUUCUAAACCUAGCAGCGCCACUUGAUGUAUAAUAGAGGGGGCAUUCAUGUCUAAAAAUGAGGAAAAUAGUAUAUAAUAUAGGGGAAAGUCGAAUAUAAGUGAAAACGAAGGUGUUUAAAAUGGAGAGGUAAUUGUAUAUAAUAGAAGAAAGAUGUGUUUUUAAUGGAAGGGAGUUUUGUGAUAUAAUUGAAAACAAAGGUGUUUAUAAUGGAGGGGAUAGUUGAAUAUAAUUGAUGAGGCGAUGUCUUUUAAUACAGUGGGCAGCUGAAAUAAAUUGUUAUACUUUUGACACAUUUACAAGAGAUAUCUCUGUUAUUUUAUCAUUGUGAACGUUAGAGGUGAAUGCUUAUCCCGGCAAUGGUUACAUGAUUAUCGACCCUAAGACACUGGUGAACGAUCUCAACAUCCUGAGAAACGUCUUGUCUACCUACCCAAUGUACAAGGAGAGUAGAGUUCUAGGACCGGAAGUGACACGGUUUAACAAAAGAUCUGCUUCAGAUUACUUGAGUGGGUAAGUUGACUGGGGUCAAGAUGAUUACUGUGUAAAUAUAUUCUCAGUGGCAUUCUUUGAUUUAAUGCCUCUUAGGGAGCACUCCUGACGAUGAAUUCCACUAACCCACACAACAUAUGCCAACAUAUCACUUUUACAAUAGUGUUAUGUAUCAACCCUAUGGUCGUCACCUUGGUACAAACGGCCUCAUGACUUUUGUGGCCUUGCUGCGAAUUUUCGGUUUUGUGCCCUGUACGUACAGGGUUGAGGGUUUAAUUUGUGUUCCACUUGAGCCUAACUGAGCAGUGCAUUAUUGGUUUAACUUGUGUUCCACUUGAGCCUAACUGAGCAAUGUAUUAUUUUGAAUACGUCAAUUUCCAAUGUCCUGUAACUUUAUUGAAGGUUGAGGUGGAACAAAACUUUAUGCUCGAUACAAUGGUGACUAUUGACAUCAUGUUAUAAUGAAUACUAAACCUAAGUCCAAAGUCUGUUAAUGUAACUUUUAUGAAGAGAGGAGGGGCAUGAUGAAAUUAUGGAAGCAUAUCUUCCAGUACCAUUUGAGUUUAGUAAAAAUGUCCUUAUUUAUUUUAACUGGCUGUUAAAAUGCUUAGUCACUAAACAGUUGACCUGCACAUCUUUCCUGAUUGGUUCUUCACCUAUUUUCCCAUUACAGAUUAAACGUUUCACGUUUUUAUUGUUACAAUAAGCUUUUGAAAAGAGAACAUUUAAAUAAACAAAGCUUUUCAAAUGUAUUUAGUCUACUAAAAAUGAUUGUAUUAUCAAAUAUUUAUUUACAAUCAACGCGAACUCAAUAUUUCUUUCGAAACAUUAUGUUAAUUAGGGACAUAGACAUAACCUGCUCAUUUAGGACAUAUCCCUUAACUCUUCAUUUAGGGCAUACUCCUAACCUCUUCAUUUAGGACUUGACCCUACCUACCUUUUUUUAGGACAUAGUCCUAACGAGUUUAUUUAGGAAAUAGACCCAAUCUGUUUAUUUAGUUCAUAGUCCUAACCUGUUCAUUUAGGUCAUAAUCCUAACCUGUUUAUUAAGGAAAAAGGCCUCGAUUAAUUAAAUUUACCACGAUAAGUUAGGUUUAAUGUUACUGUUAGGGUUAAAUCAAAGAUAUUAUAUUUUUUUGUUACACGCUACAUUAAAAGAAAAGGGAGAGUAUCGUCCAUUUUGUAUUGAACUUGUUUAAAAUGUAACAUUCUUGACAGUGAAACGCCUUCCUGAUUGAGCAUUUGUCUAGAGCAAACCUUCGAAAAACUACGUCCCUCAGGACACAACAGGUCCGCCGCGUGCUAACAAUAGAUUUAAGAUAAACACCUUUCCCAAUCAACCCAGGGGAAAUACAAUUCCCAAUUUAUAGUUACGCCUAAGAAGUGUUUAAGUAACACUAUCCUUUUAGCUGUUAUGAAGCCCUAAACCUUACCUCUUAGCUGAUAUGUAACCGCAACCCUAAGCUCUUAGCUGAUAUGUAACCGCAACCCUAAGCUUUUAGCUGAUCAGAGGCGCAGCGAGGCUGUUUGGAGCCCGGGGACAAGAUCCAUUUUAAAGCGCCCCCUUUUUCUUUUUUUUCAACUCUAAAACCCAUUAUUUUUACCAAAAAUAAAGUAUCAAAGCACAUUUUGGCGCCCCUAACUAGCUUGCGCCCGGGGACAUCUGUUCCACCCCUGCCCCCCCCCCGCUACGCCUCUGUAGCUGAUAUGUAAUCCUAACCCUUUUGCUGAUUUUACCCUAUCCCUAACCUCUUAGCUGAUAUGUAAGGUUGGCACUGUCAAUAAUUCUGUCUACUAAUUGUUUUCAGAUAAUCUUAUUUUUAUGUUAAGGUUUUUGAAAGCUGGCGGAUGUGAUGUCGUCAAUGAAGUUACCUUUCACCAGUAAGUCUUUCCUGCAUUUUUUUACCACCAGAAUAUCGUUUGUGUUACAGAAGGUGCUGCUUUAAUUUGUUUGUAUUAUAGGUAGAGCUGUUUGAUGUUGUUUGUGUAUAGGUGGAGCUGUUUUAAGGUGUUUCUAAUAUAGAUGGAGCUGUUUAUAGUCAUUUGUGUUAUAGAGGGAACUGCUUUAAGUAGUUUUGUUCAUUUAUACGUGUAAAAAGGUAACUUAUUAUAAUGUUAGCAGAAUUAUCACACCAUUUGUUAUAUUCUUCAUGUUCAAAUGUAAAAAAACCAAAGCGGUAGUAUAUGCCACUACACCCUAACCCUAACCCGUAGUAUACGCCACUAAACCCUAACCAUUAGAAGAAUUAUAAGUCACUAAACUCUAACACAAAGCCUUAUUUUAUGCCCCUAACCCUAUGCGGUAGUAUAUGCCACUAAUAUUUUACGCUGGUAACAUUCGAUUACUAGGCACAAAGGUCUUUUUUUGUGUGGUAGGCUUAGACAUUGUUAGUUUUUGUAAUGGUCGCUUCUUUACAAUGGUCUGGGAAUGCUUUAAAAGAUUACUUUUGUUUGAUAUAUGCGAAAGCACAAAUUGUAGUAUUAAUUGGGCCAGGGGAAUCGUCAAUAAUGAAAGAUCCAAUGUGAAACGUGAAUUUGUGAAGUCAUACGUUUUCAAUCAAUGCUAUACCAAAUGAUUUCUUGAUGAAUACUAUCCAUUUACGCAACAUUAAUAUAAGGCAAAACUCUUUAUGAUUUUUAGCUACUACAUCAGCGGCUACACAGCUAAAGUAGAGGAGUUCACUAACGUCUCUGUGCUGGACUGCCUGAUGGAAGCCUUUGUGAAAGGCAAAAAUAUCAUGAAAGAACAUUCUUGCUACUCAUCGUUUCGGAUGACAGAGACGAGCUCAGCUUUUGGUGGAGGAACUGAAGGAAUGUCCGACAGAUACAUGGCUGGAUUUCUGUAAGAUAUAUGGCUGGAUUUCUGUAUGAUUUUCAUGGGGGGACAAGGACACUUAAAAUAAAUGUAAUAUUCGUUAAAUGACUUGUGUACACGAAUUCAUUAGUAGAUUAUACAUUUUGAGGACUAGAUAACACAUAACAUUUGAUAAAAUUACUAUAUUACACAUUACAUAAAUCUAGUGUAGCCGAGUGGAUGACGUAGCUUACAGUUUAAAUGAAAUCACAAUAAAACAAUCAGGUCUGAGAACUAGAGCUUUUAAUGGAAAAGGUACAAUCCGUUGACAGAGCCGACAGGAAAAUCUCUCACACCUGCCAUCGACCCGACGCAUCCGUUCCACACCACAAUCUCCAAAAUGUCCACACCUCAAGUCCCAGUUCGCCCCCCCCCCUCCCACACACACACAGUCACAGGGAACCCGCGUCCGAGCUGACCAUGGGUCAACCCCGUAGCAGGGAUGGUUAUUCCCGCGUCUAAAUAACCUACAUAAAAUUUAAGGCCAGUACACGGCUGAGUGUUACGUUGAAUGACCAUGGAUAAUGGAUGUGUACGUGCUUGGGAUUACCCAUAGCAGUCACACUAUGACUAUGUGAGUGGAUUCUCUUAUAUAGUGGCACAUUGCCACACUAGAGUACAUAUAACACGAAUAGAUUACACAGUGCACAAAUAUAUGGUACAAAUAUGUGGCUAGAUUUCACAUUGCACAAAUAUCGGGUACACGUAACAAGGCUAGAUUACACAUUGCAUAACUAUAGGGUACGCAUAACACGACUAGACUACACAUUGAACAGCUAAAGAAUACACAUAACACGACUAGAUACGCAACCCUUAAAAUUAAUUAAGCCACUUUUACUUCAUAUUUUAGAUGCAGGACAGAUACACUUAUUAAUUUAGAUGCAGGACACUUUUACUUCAUAUCUUAGAUGAGGGACACUUACAAAAAUAUAUAUAUAUAUUAUUUCCAUGUGUGCCAUUUCAAAUAGUAAUUAAAAUAAAUUUCUUAGAAAAGAAGACAAGAGUUUUUGAAACUUAACUUAAAGCCUAACCCUUACCCUGAACCUAACGCUAACCCUAACCCUAAAACUGACGCUAACCUAAGUCACAGUAUAUGUGCACAGGUAUACCAUAUACAAAAUAUCUUGCUGGUGAUCUGAAAACAAACUUGAUAGAUGUUCAUAUUUCAGUUGGCUGGACAAGUUGGGUCAAUCUGCUUUAAAUGGUGUAACUGUUGUCCAUCGUCAGACCUUUUAUGGUGGGCAUUAUGGUCUCUUCAGUAUUAGAAAUAAGCAACCCACACCGGUAAGUGCACGUUAAAUUUUAUGAAAUGAAUUAUUCAUGAUCAGGCUUAUCAAGCUACUAUGUUUGACAACAAUUUGGACAUACCUUAUGAAUUCCAAUCCGAUAAAAGCGCUUUCCUUUAAAUGUAUUUAAAGCAGUAUUUUUUAGCCAAUGCAGAAACGGCAGAAAAUUAACUUAUUCCGCUAACAUGGCCGAAAAUUUGUUUUAAAAAAAAAAAAAAAAAAAAAAAAAAUGGAAGACAAGAAAAAGUAAAAAAAUAAAUAUUGAUAUUUGUAAAUCUAUCUUUUUGUUUUUUAAUUUUAAAAAUUUAUUUUAAAAAAAAAAAAAAAAAAAAAAAAAAAAUGGAAGACAAGAAAAAGUAAAAAAAUAAAUAUUGAUAUUUGUAAAUCUAUCUUUUUGUUUUUUAAUUUUUUAAAGUCGAGAAUAUCGGUUCUGCAUUGCACCGUAAACAUUGUACUAGUAAUUUUUUAAAAACUUUCAUUUGGUAUACACUAAUCAUGCUACAAUACUGAAAUAUUUUAUUUGUUAUACACUAAUCAUGCUACAAUACUGAAACAUUUUAUUUGUUAUACACUAAUCAUGCUACAAUACUGAAACAUUUUAUUUGGUAUACACUAAUCAUGCUACAAUAUUGAAAUAUUUUAUUUGGUAUACACUAAUCAUGCUACAAUAUUGAAAUAUUUUAUUUGUUAUACACUAAUCGAGCUACAAUAUUGAAAUAUUUUAUUUGUUAUACACUAAUCAUGCUACAAUACUGAAACAUUUUAUUUGGUAUACACUAAUCAUGCUACAAUAUUGAAAUAUUUUAUUUGUUAUACACUAAUCAUGCUACAAUAUUGAAAUAUUUUAUUUGUUAUACACUAAUCGAGCUACAAUAUUGAACUAUUUUAUUUGUUAUACACUAAUCGAGCUACAAUAUUGAAAUAUUUUAUUUGUUAUACACUAAUCGAGCUACAAUAUUGAAAUAUUUUAUUUGUUAUACACUAAUCGAGCUACAAUACUGAAACAUUUUAUUCGGAUGUCCAUAUACACUAAUCAUGACAAUUACAUAAUUAUUUAUUGUCAGGAUUACUAUCUUUCUAAUCUGUUUCAGGAUUACUAUCUAUCUCUUCUGUUCAAGAGAUUAGUAGAAGGUCCUGUGUUUAAAGUAAUAAGCCCCGCCACACAGCUGAGGGUGUAUUGCAACUGUGCACGCGUGGGGCUGUAAGUGAAAAUUUUAAAAAUCUCGUCUUAAGUGUGUGGAUAUGUUUUCUUAGAAUUUCCACAGACUCUCUUUUUGAAAUCAACUUUUAUGGCAUCAUCUGGUUUAAGGUACAACCAAAAACUACCCUCACCAAAAUAAAAAAAAAAAUACGAGUUUGUUUUGGUUUCAUCUUUUUUACUGAACUGAAAUGAAAUUACUUUAGCUCCAGUCCUGGUUCGAUCCAUGGCUGAACUGAAAUGAAAUUACUUUAGCUCCAGUCCUGGUUCGAUCCAUGGCUGAACUGAAAUGAAACUAGUUUAGCUCAUAUCCUAGUUCGACACCCGGCGGAACUGAAAUGAAACGACUCUAGAUCAUAUCCUGGUUCGAUUCAUGAUUUUUGCCACCACAUAGUUGAAAGAAGCUGGGAAACUUAGUUUAAAAUUGACAUGCUUAUCAGUUUGAUGAAUUUCUGACUAGCAUGUUAAAUGAAGUGCUCAUUAAACUCAUGUUACAAAGAAAUGUAAGUCUACCACAUACCAUUAACCUAACUUUAAACCCAAUCCCUAACCCUAACCCUAACCCUAAACCUAACAGUGAUAUGUUAUAUAAGAGGUUUCAUCCUAGGGAUUUCGAUUAACUUAUGUAAUAAUUCGCAUGUUUAUUUUUAACAAUUUUUUAGCUCUGUAUGUAUUUCAAAGAACAUAUUAGGAGACCUUUCGAUUCUCUCCUUACCAUCCCCCCCCCCCCCUUUGAUUGUAACUGCUGUAGAGGUUGUGAGACAGUUCAUAGUUUUAAAAAAAAUUAUAAAUGUGCAGGAUAUUAAAAUAUGCUUGGAAAUCGUUCUAUUUAAAAGUUGUAACUCUCCAAUUUCCAACACAGAUACAACCCAGGGGCCAUAGUUGUCUACUAUUUGAAUCUUGCAAAGAAACCGUGUAAGCUAAAUUUGGCUCAGUUUGCAGACCACGUAAAGGAUGUCUAUAGUUUAACUCCAGAAAAAGGAGAUUUAGCUGCAAGGUAAAUUUCUUCCUAUGACCAAUAUAUUUUCACUUAUUUCAGAGGUAGAUAAUCAAAGACCCAUAUCACUUCUUUCCCUUGUAGUGUAUUACAUUAAAGACCUAAAUUAGGACAACAAAUGAUGACGUCACCCGUUUUUGGCUUCUUUGGUAGACGCAUUUUCUUAAUUGCUAAAAAUUUAAUUGACAUAAAUCGAAAAAUAAAUAGAAAAAAAAAUAACAAAGAGAAAGACAAUUUACUUAAUCAAAAAAAAAAAAGAAAUAAAAAAAAAAAAAAUAUUUAGGCCAUUCUUCCCAAAUUUUAUUAAUUGCUAAAAAUUUAAUUGACAUAAAUCGAAAAAUAAAUAGAAAAAAAAAUAACAAAGAGAAAGACAAUUUACUUAAUCAAAAAAAAAAAAAAGAAAUAAAAAGAAAGAAAAUAUUUAGGCCAUUCUUCCCAUUAGGGCAGAAUACAAUAUAAUUAAUUGUAAAUAGUGUGCAUUGUUGGACUUGAGUUGUAGAAAUUAACAGACUCUGAUGAAUCUGGGCGAAUUUUCCCGUAAGGUCAUUAGAUAUCAAAUAUAUGAAAACUCAUUAGUCAAUUAUUUUCCAGUAUAAACCCAUUUUAAAAUGAGGAAGUAAUUCACAUUACUAGACUUACAUCUAGUCGUCAUCAUAUAUUUUUAAAUGAGGAAGUGAUCCACAUUCCUAGACUUACAUUUAGUCAUUAUCAUAUAUACUUCUCAUUUGUUUGGAUCCUUACAGGCGUGUUCUUUUAAAUGGUAAGAAGCUGAACAUGAUCGGGGACGCAGUGCCGCCAACGCCACCUCUGAAAGUUGCGGGCGACGUUCAAGUUGAAGGUCGAAGUUUUGGUUUCAUCGUUGUGCCGGACGCCAAUCAGAAUUUGUGCAAGAAAUACUUC
Molecule: messenger RNA, 10619 nt
Organism: Lymnaea stagnalis (great pond snail)
Lineage: Eukaryota; Metazoa; Mollusca; Gastropoda; Lymnaeidae
Source: the annotation of a GenBank genome assembly